CGUCAGACGCACGUUCGGAAAAGAAGCGCGAGUGAACAGCAGACCCCUGAAAUGACCUGAAGCCGGAUUUAUUUAGGAAAUUUAUGGACUUUUGGACUGUUUAAAGGGUUAAUAUAUCAAUAUGUCGGUGUUGAAGCCGUUUAGUAAGCUGCCUGGUUUGAAGACAGCGAACAUCUUGCUGGUGGAGAGCGAGGAGCAGUUUCAGCAGAGUUUAGCAGACGCUCUAGUGGAGGAGACUGCUGUCACUGUGAAUGUGAGACUAGCUAAGAGUCUGCCUCUGCCCAUGAAGAAUGAUGAGAGCCGUCCAAGGAUAGACCUGGUGGUGUUUAUCAUCAACCUGGCCUCAGAGCUCAGUUUCCAGUCAGCAGAAGCUUCCCUGAAAUAUUUAGACCCUGGAUAUUUCCUUGGAAAAGUCUGCUUCAUGGUCACUAAUGCUCGUAAUGCUUCAGUCCCCACAGAGCACAUGGACGCUGUCAGAAAACUGGCUGCAUCCCUGCACUGCCCCUUGCUGUUUGCAGAGGAUCAGACACCAGACGGUGUGACCAAUGCUGCAGACAGGCUGCUGACCAUCCUGAAGGUGGCAGCCGGCCUUGUUCCCAUGGCUACCACUCUCUACCUGUCCAACCUGACUCGCUGCACCGUGCCCCCAGACAUCGACCAGCCAAGCUUCGAUUAGUUCCUGUGGACCUUUUCUCAUCCAGUCUAACUUUUUCAUGCAUAUAUUUAUUUGUAGUCAUCCAUUGUGACUGGACUCUUAAAAACUGAUAACACAUGAGCAUGUUAUUUCCUCCAUUCAUUUGACAUUACGUUUUCUGCUUUGGUUUUGAGCUGCUGUAGUUUGUGUCUUCUCUCUGCAGUAAUGGUUUUUAUUUUCCCUAAAGUGCAGAUCAGCAGAAGCGGUUAGUGAGGGGCUCUUAACCAUCAGUGAACUGAGGAUUUCAAAUACUAUUACUUGUGCUAGAACUGGAUGCCAUACAAAUAUAUUGUAACUUAUAAACACGUUUCAUGAACAGUUCUUUCGCCUGAUCUGUAAAGAACACAACAGGUCUUUUUACAGAGGACGUUUUGACAUGUUACAGGAGGACAACAGGUCUUAGUAUUGUUCAUGCUUUAGGGGACAGCUGAAUAAAGUAGAAAUUGCUCAUGUUAUUAGUAACACCUCUGCUUUUCUUCUAUUAUGUCAAGUCAAAAGUUCUCUCAGCAGCAAAUGUGCACACUAAACUCAAACUGUUCAGUUUUUGACAGUUUGACAUGAAGCAGAGUAUUUUUAUCAACGCAGUCAUCUUUUUCAAUAUUAACUUUUAACAGUCAUCUAAUGGACAGGCUGGUAGUUUUACUGAAUGUUCAUUUUUUGUGUGCAAUUCAUCAAUUAAAGACUCUGCACGUACACAGUACACCCGCACAGGUGAGUUUUUUGUAUUUUAGCUGAUAACAUCUCUUCUGGAAUGUGGGUGUUUACAGGCUGUACUGUAUUUACAAAUCCUUCACUGACAUGAUGGAAUUUACAGCAUGGCUCCACUUAUCUUCACCAAAAAGUAUCAGUCUGCUGGCUGUAUAUCAGGGCCAAUAAAAACAUGCUGCUGCACAGCUUCAUAUUAUUUCUGUAUUGUACAGUGUUUGUAAUUAUACAGAACAGUAUGCUUUCUGUUUUUAUACUGUGUAGCAUGUGUGUACUUGCAUGUUUUCAUGGUUCACUGACAUUUGAACUAUCUAUUGGAUGCUUUUACAGUAAAACCGGGAGUGUCAGUACUGGCAAUUCAAGAUGUCUACAAUUAAUAAAAGCAAGACUGAUCAUCUGUCUUGGUUAUACUGGAA
Epinephelus lanceolatus (giant grouper) is the source of this 1815-nucleotide messenger RNA. RefSeq names its product proliferation associated nuclear element (gene pane1). NCBI's taxonomy places the organism in Eukaryota, Metazoa, Chordata, Actinopteri, Perciformes, Serranidae. The record is from RefSeq and is a predicted model, not a curated record.